Eruca vesicaria subsp. sativa (arugula) is the source of this 662-nucleotide messenger RNA. Lineage: Eukaryota; Viridiplantae; Streptophyta; Magnoliopsida; Brassicales; Brassicaceae. The record is from the annotation of a GenBank genome assembly.
CCAUUGUUCAAUCUGCGAGAAGAAGGUGAGAGAGUUUGAAAGGAGAUAGAUGGGGAAAGACGCAAAAGGUGGUGGUGGAGGGAAGGGUAAGGGAAAGCAAGCAAGUGGCAGUGAUGAAGCUCCCUCCAAGGGUAAAGGCAAAGCUGGUAAAGCCGCUGAUGGUCUCGGAACAUGCACUUAUGUUAAAGCGAGACACGUUUUGUGCGAAAAGCAAGGAAAGAUCAACGAGGCUUACAAAAAGUUGCAAGAUGGUUGGUUGAGCAACGGAGACAAGGUUCCUCCUGCUGAGUUUGCAAAGAUUGCAGCAGAGUACUCGGAGUGCCCAUCAGGGAAAAAAGGAGGAGAUCUUGGAUGGUUCCCAAGGGGAAAGAUGGCAGGUCCCUUCCAAGAUGUUGCCUUCAACACCCCUGUUGGUGUCACCAGUGCUCCCUUCAAAUCUACGCACGGAUACCACAUUAUCCUGUCUGAGGGAAGGAAGAACUGACAGUUUCCAUAUCUGCUCUGCUCUGCUCUUGUGGAAGUCGCUUGCUAGUUGCUUUUGUACUCUAUAUAUAAAAAACACAGCCUUUGUUGUUCUGGCCAAAAUGGUUUGCUGCAAAAUUGUUUAAAAACCGUAUGUCCUUUUGAAUAAUGAUGAUCCCAUGAUACAUUUUCGGUGUUGA